GGUGCAUCACAAAAAGGGAACAUUCAGCCAUUACACUGCGAUGAGGUGUGCCGGAGACUUUGCAUAGAUUAUCAAGCAAUCAAGAAGCAACUAAAACUAUCUGGAGUUGCUGAGCACACCUUUGCGCAUAGGUGUCUGGGUGUGGGUGGCUGGAUUCUUUGGGUUCUAUACUGUUCUGGGGGUGUAGCUAUAGGUUAUUUUCUAUUUCUUUGGGUGUAAUUAGAGUAGUUUCUUUUUGUAUUUACCCUGAAAAUGACGGCUCAGGUAGACUACCUGGCGGUGUUGUUCACGACCACAUCUGGCGCGAGCGGAGACCUCUUGGGUUCGGACGAGACGGAGCUCGAGCAGUUGGUGUGGCAGCUCGUGGACCUGAAGAACAAAAAGUUGGGAAAGGUGAAUGAGGUGUUAAUAAGGCCUGAGCACUCGGACCUUACAGAAGAUUGUCUGGGGGAGAGAGAGGACAGCGAGGAGUCUGUCUCUACAGUCACAGGCUUGGAGAACGCGAUAAACCAGUUCCAUCUGAGAUUGACCAAUGAGGUGAACAGCUUAGGCGCGGGCACGUCAGUGUGUGUGUGUACGGACGGGCAGCUCCACAUUCGCCAGGUUCUCCACCCCGAAGCUGCGGGCAAGAACCUGGCACUGCCAGAAUGUUUCAACUCCUUUUUUGACCUGAGGAAAGAGUUCAGGAAGCACUUCCCGUCUGCAGACACCAAGAGCCUGGAGGUGCAGUACAUGGCAGAAUCUCUCAGUGUAACUGUGGAGCCAGUAGCCAUAUUGGAGCCGCCGACCGUACUGGAUCCAACGGCUGUGUUGGAUCCAACGGCUGUGUUGGAUCCGACGGCCAUGUUGGAUCCGACGGCCAUGUUGUCACCGGUCACAGCAGCACUGCAGGUCCAGACCAUGGCCAACAUCGUUCUAGCCCUGCUAUUGGAACCCUUAUGUCACACAUUCUCAAACCCAGAGAAAGUCACUGAGAAGUUUGAAAGUGGCACUUGCAGUAAGAUGGAGCGUGUGUGUGACAACACAGUGAUCAGAGCGAGGGGGUUGCCGUGGCAGUCAUCUGACCAGGAUAUCGCUCGCUUCUUCAGAGGACUCAACAUUGCCAAAGGUGGUGCUGCGUUGUGUCUGAACGCCCAGGGUCGGAGGAACGGAGAGGCUAUGGUCCGCUUCAUCACUGAAGAGCACAGAGACAUGGCCCUGCAGAGACACAAACACCACAUGGGCAACAGAUACAUAGAGGUGUACAAGGCAACAGGAGAAGACUUCCUUAAGAUAGCAGGCGGUACCUCCAGUGAGGUGGCGUUGUUUCUGUCUCGAGAGGACCAGGUGAUUGUCAGGAUGAGAGGUCUUCCCUUCACCGCCACACCUGACCAGGUGCUGGCCUUCUUCUCCCAAGAGGAGGGGCCUAAAGAGGCGUGUCCUGUCAGUGGUGACAAGGAUGGCAUCCUAUUUGUGCGUUUCCCUGAUGGAAGGCCGACAGGCGAUGCCUUUGUCCUAUUCGCCAGUGAGGAGCAUGCUCAGUGCGCUCUCAGGAAGCACAAAGACAUCCUGGGAAAGAGAUACAUUGAGCUGUUCAAGAGCACUGCCGCUGAGGUGCAACAGGUGUUGAACAGGUACACGUCAGCCCCUCUGAUCCCCGUGGCUCCAGCCCCCCUGGUGUCAAUGUUGCCCUCUGUGUCUCUGUUGCCCUCUCCUGGUGGUGUGAGGGACUGCCUCAGGCUGAGGGGGCUGCCCUACACCGCCACCAUAGAGGACAUACUGGCCUUCCUAGGAGAAUACACACACGACAUCAGACCACACGGAGUACACAUGGUGGUCAACCAACAGGGUCGUCCGUCAGGGGACUGUUUCAUCCAGAUGCGUUCAGCAGAGCGGGCUUUCUCUGCCUCCCAGCGGGUCCACAAGCAGGUGAUGUCUGGUCCGGGCCAGGCUGGCAAGCGAGGGGUUAACAGCCGCUAUGUGGAGGUGUUCCCCUGUAGCGCUGAAGAGAUGGGUCUGGUGUUGAUGGGAGGCUCCCUCUCACACACACACAUUCACACACACACCCGGACCAGGAGUGGGACAGGGCUCAGCCCGCCGCCAUGUAAGUCCAGACGUCUGUCUCCUCCCUCCUACUCCUUCCCACCCAUCCCUUCCAUCAUGCCGGCUGAGGCUGCCGGCCUCUUCCCUCCCAUUGGGCAGGUGCUGCUGAGUCCCCGCCCCCUAGGCCCUGGACACGCCUACUACCCAGCUAGCACUCAGCUCUACAUGAACUACACUGCAUACUAUCCCAGUCCCCCAGGUUCUCCCAACACUAUAGGUUACUACCCCUCCCCCACACCUCUGCCCUCCCCUGGGGGAGUGGUCCGUAUGCAUGGCCUUGCCUAUAAAGAACUGCUCAACACCAUUCAGGGAUACCAGAGUCCUAUGGAGGCAUUGCCUGUACUGAGCAGUAUGAUUGGUCAGUCCAGCAGCGGUGAUGCUCUGAUGCCCUUCCCCCCUCUCCUGACCAAGCAGGGAGGGCACUACCUGGACCUAAACAUGCUGUAGAAGGCUCAAAGAUCCACACACUGACACUCACUACCCACACACUAUACCAGGGGUGUCAAACUCAAAGUGGUUAUAUUUCCUUUUUUUAAAUAUAAGACAUGGCUCUAUAUUAAACUGUGCCGAAAGUUUGACACUCCUUCAUCACAAUAUCACACAACACACACAUGCACCCCCCC
Molecule: messenger RNA, 2705 nt
Organism: Oncorhynchus nerka (sockeye salmon)
Lineage: Eukaryota; Metazoa; Chordata; Actinopteri; Salmoniformes; Salmonidae
Product: epithelial splicing regulatory protein 1-like
Exons: 14
Coding region: 253-2529 (758 amino acids)
Molecular function (GO): mRNA binding
Source: RefSeq, a predicted model, not a curated record